Molecule: messenger RNA, 1034 nt
Organism: Suillus clintonianus
Lineage: Eukaryota; Fungi; Basidiomycota; Agaricomycetes; Boletales; Suillaceae
Product: histone-fold-containing protein
Exons: 4
Coding region: 301-741 (146 amino acids)
Biological process (GO): regulation of transcription by RNA polymerase II
Cellular component (GO): CCAAT-binding factor complex
Molecular function (GO): DNA-binding transcription activator activity, RNA polymerase II-specific; RNA polymerase II cis-regulatory region sequence-specific DNA binding; protein heterodimerization activity
Source: RefSeq, a predicted model, not a curated record
UAGUGCAGCCCUAGCCAGUACCUGCAAAUAGUACCUGUCAUGAUGCAAGGCUUCGUGAGCGAUGAAAUUUAACCUCAGCUGGUCUCUGCCGGACUUGCCGAUGGGCCCCAUACUCUGGCCCCAGAGUCCGCCCCAGACUUUGGCCCCAGAGUGUCCAAUUCCCUGACUUUCUGCAGUGAGUGGUCAUUUACUGUUCGGGAUUCGGACACUGUUUUGGGAAAUUUGCCGCCACCGACGGUGGGAAAUUUACGGCAUUCCAUCGCCUUCGAAGCUAGCGCUGAACGCCACUUAACGGUCGAAAUGUCAGAGAUUCAACCCAUGAUCGCGCCGCAGGAGGACGGCUCUGGUAGUGUCCCAGAAACAGCGCACGAGCCACCACAGCCGACGCCCAUCACAGACCAAGAGGUGGGAGAGUACCGGGAGCAGGAUCGAUUCCUACCAAUCGCAAAUGUCUCCCGUAUCAUGAAACAGUCCGUUCCACACACUGCUAAAAUCGCCAAGGAUGCCAAGGAGUGCGUUCAGGAAUGUGUUUCAGAGUUCAUAAGUUUCAUUACUUCUGAGGCCGCUGAGAAAUGUCAAAUGGAGAAGCGGAAAACCAUCGGAGGCGAGGAUAUUUUGUACGCCAUGGUGUCUCUAGGGUUUGAGAACUACGCAGAAACACUGAAGAUUCAUCUAGCAAAAUUGAGACAGCACCAAGCAGGAUCCUCGUCGAACCCGCGACAAGAACAUAGAGAAGAUUGAUUCUACUUUCUUGUACCCUGUACUAUUCGUGUACCACUGUAUCAACUGCUUUCGCAAUGCGUACAUUUUGCCUCUAAUCAUUAUGAUACUCGUUCAGCCAGUGAUUUUGUCUGCUUGCCAUGCUCAUUGAUCGCUCAUCAAUUGGCCCAACUUGACUUUGGGCACCUGGCAGCAUUGCCCCCAAACUCCCGGGCUUAAUGUGGUGUCUUGGGCCACAUUUCAUGAACACGCUGAUAGCAUAUAUACACGGCGUCAUUUAGAAAUUAAUACCACGGUUUUCCUUGUCAAACGGU